Molecule: messenger RNA, 693 nt
Organism: Neoarthrinium moseri
Lineage: Eukaryota; Fungi; Ascomycota; Sordariomycetes; Amphisphaeriales; Apiosporaceae
Exons: 3
Coding region: 1-693 (230 amino acids)
Biological process (GO): kinetochore assembly
Cellular component (GO): kinetochore
Source: RefSeq, a predicted model, not a curated record
AUGGAUUCCGAACCAAGGGAUGGGGCUGCUGAAGAACACAAACCGAGCCAGCUCUUGCUGUCGGAGGACGAGGGUAGGGUCCUAGAGCUUUACGACAGACUCCAGCACCUGCAGCUUGAGAUCGCUCUCAUCACAGCCCAGAAGAACUUUGAGCCUGGGGACAUAACGGCUCCGAAUGUUGAAGCCGCCCAAAAUAAUCUACUAGAAUCAAGGGCGAGAUACAUGUUGCGGAACGAGGUGGCCGAAGGGGUCAUCAUGUCGAACCCGGUACUUCAGGCGGUUCAUGGAGGAAUCAACGCGUCACUCAUCGAGAGGGAUUUGCGCCCUGUACUGCUGCAAAGAGACCAGGCAUCGACCAGUUUGGCUCAGCAGACCAGCUUGUCACGACAGAUUACUGAUGAGAUCAUCGAAGUAGAGAGCCAGAGCCUGCGAAUAAGUCGAGAAAAUGUCGAUCUGGCAUCGCAGGUACUGGCUUUGGCCGAAGAGGUCAACAAGCACAAAACGGAGCCGAUCGAGGAUCCUGCACAGGCAAACGAGAUUGCCCAACUAGAGAAAGAGGUCAAGGCUAGUAGACAACGCUGGAGAGUUAUGAAGGCGACUGCAAGUGCUGUAGUAGCAGGGAGUGGCGUCGACUGGGCAAGUAGCGAGGAGCUCAGAUCUAUUGUGCUCGACGAGGACGACGAUGGUGUCUGA